AUGUCUGUCUUCAUCGACCUUCCCCACGAGCUCUCGGCUCCGGCUUCCGGCUUCAAGCCCGGCCAGUCGUCCGCCUCGGUCCUCUCGGCCCCCAAGACCCACGUUCUUCAGCCCGUCGGUCCCGCUUUCCUCGCCUACAAGCGUCGUCAGCUCAACAACCUCACCUUCGCCGAGGACGACAAGAUCAUUGGCGACUCGCUCGCUGCCGCUGCCGCCGCUGCUGCUGCCAACGGUGACGACGAUGCCGGUGUCGGUGACGAGGACGAGUCUGACGAGCUCCUCGCUCGCGACCCCAAGGAGUGGAAGACCCAGGACCACUACGCCGUCCUCGGUCUCUCCGCCCUUCGCUGGAAGGCCACUCAGGAGCAGAUCAAGAUCGCUCACCGCAAGAAGGUGCUCAAGCACCACCCGGACAAGAAGGCCGGCUCCUCCGGUCUCACCUCGGACGACUCGUUCUUCAAGUGCAUUGCCAAGGCGCACGAGGUGCUGAGCCACCCUGAGCGUCGUCGUCAGUUCGACUCGGUCGACGAGUCCAUCGAUGACGAGGCUGUUCCUUCUGGCAAGGAGCCCGCUGACAAGUUCUACGCUCUCUGGGGUCCCGUGUUCGAGCGCGAGUCCCGCUUCUCGGAGCCCAAGAAGGGCGCCGUCCCCCAACUCGGCGAUGCCAACUCGACCCGCGACGAGGUCAACGAGUUCUACGACUUCUGGUACAACUUUGACUCGUGGCGCUCGUUCGAGUACCUCGACAAGGAGAUCAACGAGGGCUCGGAUAACCGUGACGACAAGCGAUACACCGAGAAGAAGAACCGCAACGAGCGUGCUCGCAGAAAGAAGGAGGACAACGCCCGUCUUCGCAACCUGGUCGACAAGGCCCUUUCCGUCGACCCGCGAAUCAAGCAAUUCAAGGCGGACGACAAGGCUGCUCGUGAGGCCAAGAAGAACAAGGGUCGCCCCAACGGUGCUGCCGCCGUCGACCCGCGCAAGGCCGCCGAGGACAAGAAGAAGGCCGAAGAAGAGGCCAAGCGCAAAGCCGAGGAGGAGGCCAAAGCCGCCGAAGCGGAGAAGGCCAACAAGGCCGAUGCCAAGAAGGCCAAGGAAGCUGCUAGGAAGGCUAUCAAGAAGGAGAAGAAGGCCCUGAACAAGUUGAUUACAGACAACAACUACUUCCAGUCCGCCGCUCCUACUCCCCAGGUCAUCGAGGCCCAGUUGAACGAGCUCGAUGCGCUUUGCGACAAGCUCGAGGCGGCUAAGCUCGGAGAGUACAGGAAGAAGGCCGAGGCUGCUAGCGGCGCUGAUGCUGUCAAGGCCGAGUUCGUCGGUGCUGCCAUGGCCGCCGGGAUCGAGACUUCUGCCUUCGCUUGA
Molecule: messenger RNA, 1362 nt
Organism: Kalmanozyma brasiliensis GHG001
Lineage: Eukaryota; Fungi; Basidiomycota; Ustilaginomycetes; Ustilaginales
Product: DnaJ
Exons: 1
Coding region: 1-1362 (453 amino acids)
Biological process (GO): regulation of translational fidelity; 'de novo' cotranslational protein folding
Cellular component (GO): cytosol
Molecular function (GO): Hsp70 protein binding; ribosome binding
Source: RefSeq, a predicted model, not a curated record